Trematomus bernacchii (emerald rockcod) is the source of this 1608-nucleotide messenger RNA. RefSeq names its product RAB33B, member RAS oncogene family a (gene rab33ba). Gene Ontology annotation, molecular function: GTPase activity; GTP binding. The transcript has 2 exons. Bases 252 to 971 code for a protein of 239 amino acids. The record is from RefSeq and is a predicted model, not a curated record. Gene Ontology annotation, biological process: Rab protein signal transduction. Gene Ontology annotation, cellular component: Golgi apparatus; endosome. Lineage: Eukaryota; Metazoa; Chordata; Actinopteri; Perciformes; Nototheniidae.
AUGUAGCCUACGUGGCUUCACAGCUGAGGGCUGGCAGGGUUUGUUUACAGAGAGGUGAAUGUACUGUUUGUAGAUUGAAAACCUGAACGUGGAGUACAUGCUGUGUAUUCUUUAAAUUGAGCUGUUCUCGAGAAAGCCUUUUAUUGACCGGCGACACAGCAGCAUCAGCGGGAGCGGGGCUGUGACGUUUACUUCCUGCUGCAGCUGCUGUAAACAAGCUUUCUGCCGACUCUCCGGCCUGCUGGACUGAUAUGGCGGAGAGCGGGUCGUCGGUUGAAUUUUCCGGCUCUCUGACGAGCUCGAAUCUUCCGCCGCCGAGGACCCGUAUCUUCAAAAUCAUCGUGAUCGGAGACUCGGGUGUCGGGAAAACCUGCCUCACGUACCGCUUCUGUGCCGGCAAGUUCCCCGAGAAGACCGAGGCCACGAUCGGGGUGGACUUCAGGGAGAGGCUGGUGGAGAUUGACGGAGAGAAAAUCAAGAUCCAGCUAUGGGACACUGCGGGUCAGGAGCGCUUCAGGAAGUCCAUGGUGCAGCACUACUACCGCAACGUGCACGCCGUGGUCUUCGUUUACGAUGUCACCAACGGCACCAGCUUCCGCAGCCUGCCGGCCUGGAUAGAGGAGUGUAAGCAGCACGCUCUGGGCACGGAGGUACCCAGGAUUCUUGUGGGGAACAAGUGUGACCUCCAAGACUCGGUCCAGGUGGGUACAGACGUGGCGCAGCAGUUUGCAGACACCCACUCCAUGCCCCUGUUCGAGACGUCCGCGAAAAACCCAAACAGCCAGGGAGACAGAGGAAACAGUGACCAUGUGGAGGCUAUUUUUCUGACGGUGGCACACAAGCUCAAGUCUCAGAAGCCCCUGGUACUGAGCCAGCCCCCUGUGGGGUCAGGGGGCACCAUCAACCUGAGCAAGGGGGGGACAGAGGGGACAGAGGGAGUGAGGAGCUGGGGUUGCAGCGGCGGAUGCUGAGGGAGGGAGAGAGAGGGAGAACUUCAGGGCUGCACUACACCAUGAAGCUUGCAUCGAGUCGAGGUCUAUAAAGGGAGAAUGGAUGCUGCACAAUCAGAACACACACACACACCUCAUAUAGAAGAGGAUCAUUUAUUUGCAUGCCUGUGAGUUACUUUAUACAUGCUUUUCAGUGUUUACAGAUUGAUUGUGUUUGAAUGCCAAAAUCUAUCGUGUUCAUUGGAGUGAUCCUGAACAAGCAGCCAAAAGCCUAACCCCUUUCCCCCAUUCUGCGUUGAUCUUCAAAACACAAGCAGCCACAUCUAGCAGUAGGUUCCAAUUCCCUCCAUUUGAGAUACAGAGUGGAAAUAUAUUAGGGCUGUCAAUUAAUCAAUUUUUAACCUGUUCAAAGUUUUCACAUUUUUGGCAAGAAUUAACAGUGACAUCCCUAAUUAAAAAAAUUCACAGCUUGUUAUUUUGUAGGGAUGUGAAGUGUGUAAUCAUAUUUCAAAAUGAAAUCAAUGUCAUGCUUUGGAGUAACAGAAAUUGCACUGCCAAUGAACACUAAGUUAGAAAAUGCAACACUUGCCCAAUUUCACAUGAUGGAAAUAAAACAUGUCCAGUAUUCUAUCCGAAUACUGAUAAUGACUUCUCUCUA